UUUGUUGGGGUUAUCCCAAUCGAGUCUUUUUAAAGUAGCGAGAAUGAGGCCGGUAUUCGUUGGGAACUUCGAGUAUGAUACUCGACAAUCGGAGCUGGAGCGUCUGUUCUCCAAGUACGGGAGGGUCGAGCGCGUCGACAUGAAAUCUGGUAUAAUGCUUUUGUCUAAUGUUGUGUCUACUUUCUCUUUUUUAAAUUUAAGAUUUACAACUUUUUCCUUAGAAUCCAUGCUACUUCUCUAGCUCUAGCAUUCAGCUUGAUGCUCAUAUUAAACUAACUAGUUUAUCGUGUUGGCUUUACAUUAAAGGGAGAGGAAAAACGAACCCAUCUUAUCUCCAGUCUUAGUAUGUGGGUGCUGUUUUGUGAAGGAGUAAUAUAUAUUAUUUUUUUAAUGGUCUAGCAUUGGUCGAUUGGGUUUUGGGUUGCAUAAAUUCAAGUCAAUCUUUUAGUAUUGAAAAUUAGAUUUGGCCAGUUUGUUUUAGUCUUGUUCCUGCCUUUCUAUCCGCACUGAAACGAUGUUGCUUUUUAUGUAUAUAUAUAUUUUUCUCUGAUCAAAUGUUAGACCCGUUUCAGUUUAUCAAGGGCACAAACCUUGUUUGUUGCUGCUUCUUUUUCCUGGCACGAGGACAUCCCUUAUUUUGAUUUUUGAAUAAAUAUCAGUUCGAUCGGAGGAUAUAUGGCUACUUAUGUAGUGUGUAUGUCCAAUGCCUAUUUCCUUGGUGGAAAGGAAAUGGUAGCCUCGAAAUUGCUGUGUUUUUGGAGAGAACCUCCACAUUUAAGUGUUUCUUUUGACGCAGGAACUUAUGCUAAGGGAAAAUUGUUGAGCUUCUUUCUGGGCUCGCCAACAUCUGUGCAAAAAUUUUAUUUUGGGAAGGAAAACCUUCCUGGUUGCCUGCUCUCCUGCACUCACAGAUAGCUACAUUCUGCAUUUUCUUCAUUCGAUCAUCUGCACUCACCCACUCCUUCGCUUAAAGUUGCCAUUUCACAAGAAUAGUGGGAUCUUUCAAUUGUUAUGCUAUGUCUACCACCAUGUUCAUAGGGGAUAGAUGAAUUCUGGCCAUGCUUUCUACCACUGAUAAUAGGGGAUCAUUGAUAUCUGUCAUGCCAUGCCUUCCAUUACUGAACUCCUGCUGUCUGAAUGGCGAAGCAUGCUUAGCAAUGACAUCUCAGACCUGAAACUUUGGAUUAAAAUAUUUUAUAUGCAACCAUCAUGAUUUAGUUCAUCAUGCAACGCCUCUACAGCCUAAUGUUCAUCAGUCCCUCUCGUUAUGCAGGUUUUGCUUUUGUCUAUUUUGAGGAUGAACGGGAUGCUGAAGAUGCUAUUCGUGGGCUGGACAAUAGGCCAUUUGGAUAUGACAGGCGCAGGCUAUCUGUUGAAUGGGCUAGGAACUUUUAAUUUUCAGGGUGAACGAGGACGGCAUCGUGAUGACUCUAGAUUAUCAGCAAACCAGAGACCUACUAAAACCUUGUUUGUAAUCAACUUUGAUCCUCUUCGUACAAGAGUUCGUGACAUUGAAAGACACUUUGAACCAUAUGGGAAGGUUCUUCAUGUUAGAAUUCGAAGGAACUUUGCAUUUGUGCAGUUUGAGACUCAAGAAGAUGCUACAAAAGCUCUUGAAUGUACACACAUGAGCAAGAUACUUGACAGGGUGGUCUCUGUUGAGUAUGCUCUGAAAGAUGACGGGGAGAGAGGUGAUCGCUAUGAUAGUCCUAGGAGAGGAAGUUAUGGUAGGCGUGGAGAUAGUCCAUAUGGGAGAUCACCUAGCCCUCUGUAUCGCAGGCGACCAAGUCCUGACUAUGGUCGACCUCGCAGUCCUGCUUAUGACAGAUACAAUGGCUCUUCAUAUGACAAGCGCAGGAGUCCUGAUUAUGGUAGGAACUUGAGUCCUGAAUACGGCAGAUAUAGGAGCCGCUCGCCCAUUCGAAGGUCAAGAACAUGAAGUAAUUGCGGUUCAGUGGAUGAAGUGGGCUAGAUUGUGUUACUUUCUAGGGGUUUUCUACAGGCUUAUGAACUCAUAUUGUAUUGAUAUUAAGUAGUUUGUUUUAAAUAAAAAUCUCUAGUGUUUCAAUA
This is a messenger RNA of Ziziphus jujuba (common jujube), 2070 nucleotides long. Its product is annotated as serine/arginine-rich splicing factor RS31. NCBI's taxonomy places the organism in Eukaryota, Viridiplantae, Streptophyta, Magnoliopsida, Rosales, Rhamnaceae. The transcript has 6 exons. Gene Ontology annotation, molecular function: RNA binding. Gene Ontology annotation, cellular component: cytoplasm; nuclear speck. The record is from RefSeq and is a predicted model, not a curated record. Gene Ontology annotation, biological process: mRNA splicing, via spliceosome. Bases 1268 to 1939 code for a protein of 223 amino acids.